UUAUCAACAUCAUCAAGGCUAGCUGAAAAAAAAAAAAAGAAAAAAAAAACUCAAUAAGGCUAGUUUUAUAAAAUUCUUUAGUUAGAUCUAGAUGCAAUGGGUUAGGAAAAUCUUGUCCGAUAGAAAUUAGAGAGGAAGAACAAGUUUAGGGGCCAAGGACUAGACUCGAGAAUUGCAGGAAAUUAAGGUCAGCUUCCAAAUUUCAUUAUCAUCAUCAUGGGUGAAAGAGCGAGCGAGCAAUUAGCAGAUGCAAUAGCAGAUCUUCUCAUGUACCCUCCGGAGGUUGAAGUACCAGAAAAUGAAAAUAUAUCUCGGGUGACAUGCUACUCCAUGCGCGCCCCCGGAGGAAAUAACGCAUGGUUUCGGCAGAAACCAAGUGAAGCAGUCUGUCAGGUCCCUAGUCCUGAAUUAGGUGAAGCUCCAAGAGCUGUUUUUAAUCAGUACUCGACAUCUUCAACACCUGAUAUCGGAGCUCUGGCCGUAAGUGCAGUGAUUGUUAAGUUAAGAAACGUGAUGCUGGUUUAAGCAAACUUGUUGAAAUUAUGGCGCCAUGUUUGUGAACAAGCAUGCAGUACCAUAUGGCCGUAAGGAUUAACGGUAGUCCCAGCGCCACAAAAGCCCUAGGUAAUAAUAUAUUACUAUAAUAUAAAUAGUUUGACUAACGGAUACCCAAUGAGCAAUCGUUAAGAGGGCUUUUAAGUGUUGGCUUGCGUAUAGUCACAUAUCAAGUAGGUGUGUUAAUAGUGUAGUCAUGUGAUUCUAUUUUGGAUUUUUUAUGUUGCAAGUAGAUUUUGUUAUGGUAUCUUAACAUUAUUGUCUUUCUUGCUGAAUAUACUA
Coffea eugenioides is the source of this 837-nucleotide messenger RNA. RefSeq lists its product as uncharacterized. Lineage: Eukaryota; Viridiplantae; Streptophyta; Magnoliopsida; Gentianales; Rubiaceae. The transcript is spliced from 3 exons. The coding region runs from base 217 to 525 and encodes 102 amino acids. The record is from RefSeq and is a predicted model, not a curated record.